Propithecus coquereli (Coquerel's sifaka) is the source of this 3311-nucleotide messenger RNA. RefSeq names its product CD99 molecule-like 2 (gene CD99L2). NCBI's taxonomy places the organism in Eukaryota, Metazoa, Chordata, Mammalia, Primates, Indriidae. The coding region runs from base 120 to 902 and encodes 260 amino acids. The transcript is spliced from 11 exons. The record is from RefSeq and is a predicted model, not a curated record.
GGGCGCGGCCCUGCAGUGGCGGCGGGGCUCCUCCUCCGUCCUGGCUCCUCCUCGGCCUUCCCCUCGGGCGCUCUAACGCUAACUGUGCUCCUCUGGAAGCCCUCCGCCUGCUCCCAGCCAUGGCCUGGCGCUCGGCGUUCCUCGUCUGCCUCGCUUUCUCCUUGGCUAUCCUGGUCCAGAGAGGAUCUGGAGACUUCGAUGAUUUUAAUCUGGAGGAUGCAUUUAUAGAGACUUCCUCAGUAAAGCAGAGAUGGGACCAUAUCACCACCACCACAACCAAGAGGCCAGGAACUACAAGAGCUCCAGCAAAUCCUGCAGGUAGUGAAUUUGACUUGGCUGAUGCUUUGGGUGAUCGAGAUGAUGGCCGCAGGAAACCGAGUGCAGGAGGAAGAGAGAGAUGGGACCACAUCACCACCACCACAACCAAGAGGCCAGCAACCCCCAGAGCUCCAGCAAAUCCUGCAGUUGAUGAUUUUGACUUGGCUGAUGCCUUAGAUGAUCGAAAUGAUCGAGAUGAUGGCCACAGGAAACCGAGUGCAGGAGGAAGAGGUUUUUCAGACAAGGAUCUUGAAGACAUAGUAGGGGGUGGUGAUUAUAAACCUGACAGGAAUAAAGGUGAUGGUGGGUAUGGCAGCAAUGACGACCCUGGAUCUGGUAUGGUGGCAGAGACCGGCACCAUUGCUGGGGUGGCCAGCGCCCUGGCCAUGGCCCUCAUCGGCGCCGUCUCCAGCUACAUCUCCUACCAGCAGAAGAAGUUCUGCUUCAGCAUCCAGCAGGGUCUCAAUGCAGACUACGUGAAGGGAGAGAACCUGGAAGCCGUUGUGUGUGAGGAGCCCCAAGUGAAAUACUCAGCGCUGCACACAGAGUCUGCGGAGCCGCCAUCUGAGCCGGCCCGGAUCUGAGGGCGCCCCGUUCAGCAGCAGGUGCCACCGCUUGUGACCUGGCUCUUUUAUUUGGCCCCACAGCUGCUAUGCUUCUCUUUCGAUGCCAUUGGCUCCUUGUUCUAAGCUUUCCGGAUGAGCUCUGGGUGCUCGUGAGUUUGGUUUCUGUGCCCUGCCAUCCAGGGCGGGGUGUCCACCCUGCUCUGAGAGACCUUGGUGCUGAAAUUCAAGAGCCGGCUCUGGCACAGAGCCAGCUUUGGCGGCGACCCGGUCACCGACUCCCCAAAGCCAGCCUGCCCCCAGCCUGACCAAGCACAGGGUGGGAGGAGGCAUGACGGGGGAAGAGGAUGCUGGGGAUGCCGACAGAGGAGGACACUCGUGCUUAGGGGGGACAAGAGUUUGAACCUAGGAUACUGCGAUCCGCCUGCAUGCUGGAGUGGCUCACUGUGGCGGGUUUCUGCCACUAGGCAGCCCCCAGCAGAGACCUCGAGGAGCUGCCAUUUGGGGGGUGCCCAGCCAGCAUCCAGAGCCCCUGUGAGGAGUGAACAGCCAGCACCAAGGACCGCCACACGCACGCGGCACCCAGGGCGGCGUUUUCAUUUGUCUUUCUCUCCCAUCCCAGGUUUUACGUUGCUGCUCCAAGUGGAGGCCGUUCAGUUAUUUAAGUGCAAACGUGCAUCUCACGAGUCCUUCCCUGAGAGUUUAGCAAUCUUCUGGAUAAGUAGCAAGCUGGGACUUGCAGGCCUAAUUCCCAGAUGAUUCCCUAGGGCACAGGUGUGGUCUUAGGGCUAACAUGUUUACUCUUUAGGAAUCAUUGCUACAUUGGAAAUGUUUUAGACUGGGCAGGGGGAGGUGCUCACCCUCCACCUGUCUAUGAUCUCACUUUGGUAGCAAGAGCUAGACGUCGGGAAUAAGCAUCAAAGCCAGAAGCAUGCUGGUUUGCUUAAACAGGUAUUGGGGGUGGGGAGGGAAGGGGAGACAUGCUGCUUGGUGUGGUGAGAGACAUUUGACUUUCUAGCUCUGCGGUCAGCCUGCCGUCACCAUCGCCUGUUCUGAUGAAGAGUGGCUCCCCGGAAUGUUCCUUUAGACCCCAUGUGGCUCUAGCCCAGUGAGCUCUGUUUUGGGAGGCUGAGCUAGGGUCUACUGUUAAUCCGUUUGCCAUGUCACAAAGCACUUCUGGAAGCAGAAUGAGUCACUGGGCAGGCAGGAUCCUAUUUACAAAACUCUCAGGCCUCUUUGGCUUAGACGAUGGCCCCACACGUUCCAAGGAUUUUUAAGGAAACCACUGGAAUUCGCAGCCCCCAUGUGCUAUCUGAUGCAUGCCUCGUGUUCAUUGUUUUAGAAACAUCCCCGUGGUGGGCGGGUGGUCAGUUGCAGCACUGUGCAAGGCUGCCUCUCUGGGCCACCCCAGUGUGUGCCUGCGAGUUCUGAGACACCCCUCCUCCUGCUCAGCCCUUUGAGCCCAGGCAGCCCAGGACUGUGUGGCUGAAAGGGGGCCCGGGGCAUUGGGGCAAAGCCAUGAAGGAAGGAAACUGUGGCCUGGAGAAUCUCCCUGUGCUUCAGCAAAGCAAUUAGCAAGGCAGACGUUGCUUGCAAGAUUGGCCUGUUUCCAGGGCUUCUCAUCCUCAUUGCCCAGAUUGUCAAUUUGAUCAGGUUUGUCCCUCCCUGACACCAAGGCCAUUGGCCUCGCCCCCUGGCCGGUGCUGGGCUGGAGGUAGCUAUGGAGGAUUUUUGCAUCCAUAGCUUACUGCUACCUAGACGACGUGACCUCAGGGGGGUUUCCACCUUACCUUUAUGGUGAGGCCUAUCCGAUGGCAAAGACCUUGAAACCCUAUAGCUGUGACAUAAACACUCUGUGAAAACCAUGUUCUCAGUAGCACUGACUUCAAGUAAGAGAGACCUGUUUUGCUGUCCCCUAGCUAGGUACCUUCUGCACAAAGCCCACUGCCUGCUCCCAGGCCCGCAGGCGGCAGCCCCUGGUGACUGGACAUGCCCAGCGGACCCCUCAGCCUCCUGUUUGCAGAGCGCUCAUCCCAGAGAUGUCGCCCUCCCACAGGCAUUUUAAGCCUGCUCUGAACGGUCACCUGCAGAAGCCGAGGCGGUCUCUUGUGACUAUCUGAAGAUUGCAUGGACCAGCUUGGGCCUGUCCCAGGUGACAGGGCAGAGAGUGGACUAGAAGGGCCAAUUGAAAAUAGCUAAUCGGUGUCAGCUUAAUUUGGCAGAGAAAACUAACAACUCUGAGCACGUGCUGGCAAAGUCACAGCCCAAGGAAACAAAGCCGAGGGGCAGGGAGGCGGGGCAUCCCUGGGGACACCUGAGGGAGGCUCGCCAGUUCUCCGAGGAAGGAAUGGAGACUGAUCUCAGAAUCCCCUGUACAUGUGUUUAUGUGCUUGUGUCCAGGUGUGAAUUGUGAACUGUCUAGUGUUUGCA